Molecule: messenger RNA, 1403 nt
Organism: Penaeus chinensis
Lineage: Eukaryota; Metazoa; Arthropoda; Malacostraca; Decapoda; Penaeidae
Product: glutamine synthetase-like
Exons: 3
Coding region: 164-1261 (365 amino acids)
Cellular component (GO): cytoplasm
Molecular function (GO): glutamine synthetase activity
Source: RefSeq, a predicted model, not a curated record
UCAAUGACGUCACGAGAGCAAUAUAAACAGGCGCCCCGGGCAAUGUAGGCAGAGAUUCCAUUCUACAUUCAAUGGGUAGACUGAACCGGUCGAGAUAGUGAUCAAGAAAACACUUGAGAAUUGUAGUGUAAAGUUGCAGUCACAUACAAAAGAUUGUAGCAAGAUGUUGUCACUUGGAAAUACACCCGCCACCAACAAGACCGUACUUGACAGGUACAUGAAGCUGCCAAUUCCUGACGACAAAUGUCAAGUCAUGUACGUUUGGGUUGACGGCAGCGGGGAGAACCUACGCUCGAAGACUAGGACUGUCAACUUCAUACCCAAGUCUCCGUCAGAGCUCCCGAUCUGGAACUUCGACGGGUCGUCCACGGGCCAGGCCGAGGGCAGCAACAGCGACGUGUACCUGCACCCGGUGGCGCUCUACCGGGACCCCUUCAGACUGGGCAACAACAAGCUGGUGCUCUGCGAGACCUACAAGCACAACAAGAAGCCCACAGGCACCAACCACCGCCACAGAUGUGUGGAGGUCAUGACCCGAGCGGCUGACCAGCACCCCUGGUUCGGCAUGGAGCAGGAGUACACGCUGCUGGACACCGACAACCACCCCUUCGGCUGGCCCAAGAACGGCUUCCCGGGGCCUCAGGGACCCUACUACUGCGGCGUCGGGGCAGGCAAGGUCUACGGGCGCGACGUGGUGGAGGCCCACUACCGGGCGUGCCUCUACGCGGGCAUUAACAUCUCCGGCGAGAACGCGGAGGUGAUGCCCGCCCAGUGGGAGUUCCAGGUGGGGCCGUGCGAGGGCAUCACGAUGGGCGACGACCUCUGGAUGGCGCGCUACUUCCUGCACCGCGUCGCCGAGGACUUCAACGUUGUGGUGUCCUUGGACCCGAAGCCCAUCCCCGGCGACUGGAACGGCGCCGGCAUGCACACCAACUUCUCCACGAAGGCCAUGAGGGAGGCCAACGGCAUCGUGGAGAUCGAGAAGGCCAUCGACAAGCUCUCGAGGCACCACAUCCGCCACAUCAAGGCCUACGACCCCAAGGAGGGCAAGGACAACGAGCGCCGCCUCACGGGCCUCCACGAGACGUCGUCCAUCCACGACUUCUCCGCCGGCGUGGCCAACAGGGGCUGCUCCAUCCGCAUCCCCAGGGGCGUGGCCGAGGACAAGCAGGGCUACCUCGAGGACCGGCGGCCGUCCUCCAACGCCGACCCCUACAUGGUGUCCGAGGUCCUCGUGCGAACCAUUUGCCUGGACGAGUAGGCUCCUGCAGGACGGAGGGCAAGAGAAGCGCCCUUUGGCUUGAUCACGAAGGGCGAGCAAGCAGCCACCAAAACAUCGCCUGGGGAUCCUGCGGGUCUCGGGGAAAGGAAAGCGUCCCUCCUCCGCGAGAGAGAGAGACUUU